This is a messenger RNA of Anopheles maculipalpis, 3471 nucleotides long. RefSeq lists its product as uncharacterized. Lineage: Eukaryota; Metazoa; Arthropoda; Insecta; Diptera; Culicidae. The record is from RefSeq and is a predicted model, not a curated record. The coding region runs from base 1 to 3471 and encodes 1156 amino acids. The transcript is spliced from 3 exons.
AUGCAAGAUAAUCGUGCCAAUCCAAGCGAUAAGAAGCGUAACAAACAUCCAAAUCGAGCACCAGCACCACAGGACCCGGAGUCCAUUCACCAACAAACGCGUCGCAUUAUCAAUGAUAUGCCCAUCACUCCGACCAUGUAUGAUGGCUCGUAUCCGGCGUACGAAGAAUUUACCACCACGCUCGUAGCAUUAUCGUCUGAAUCCGAGCUUAGCUUUUCUUCCGAGUCACCGGACAGUGAUUCCGCCGUCCACUAUCAGACGGCCGAUCCGAUCGUAGAGCUUCCAUUGACCCCACUGAGGGAUGACGCCCAUUCCCGAGAGUGUGUCGAAUGCGAAGCUGUAUCACCGAGCAUGAUUGGGACAGCACUCGGUUCCGGUACCGUACUGAUGCAACGAUCGUUGGAAAAUCGGCUAGCAAAGCAGCUGGAGGAGAUGCACGCCCUAAUGGAUAACGAUGAGGAUCCGCUGGUCGUACUGAAGGAACCGAGCAUCCGAUCGAUGGCAUCGCAACCGGCCUUCAACAAGGAGAUGAUGCGUGGCUUUAUGGAGCAUUCGGAAACGAUGUUUAACCUGGUGCACGAUACAAAUGGCAACAGUGACACGGCGACCAGUGUACAGUUUGUGAUUGGGAUCGAGGAAGAAAAAGCAACCGACACGGAUGCACCCGGAUGUUCACACAGACAGGUUCGGCACUCGAACGCGGUGCCGACUAUAACCGAUGAGCUUCAGGAGAGUGAGUUUGUGGGAUGCUUCAGCAAGGACAAUAAUAUGGUGCUGUACAAACGGACGAUGCAGGAAGGAUUAAAAAGCGAGCAUGAUGAUCGGAAAAGUAUCGAAACGCUUAUUGCCCAUCAUGCGGAGUGUCUCGUGGAAGCGGAUAAAGUCACCGAACCGAGGGUCCACGUACGGCAGGGAGAUGAUAAUAAUUUGCUUGCGCUAUUAACGUUUUCCGAUCAGUCGUCGGCCGUACUUAAAACAUCCAGUGCGAUGGCGGAAGAAUUCGUCACGGAAGAGGAGCUGAAUCAAGCGUUACUUACUACCUAUCGGCAGCUGCUAUCUAAACCGGACGAAAUGAUUUCGAUGCAAACACAAGCCGCUUCCGGUUCCCAAGGUCCCAAGCAGCGUGGUUCUGAAGCAAAGCACCAAUUACGUUCCGACCCAAGGAAUAAUCUUUCGACAGGAACAUCUAGCUUCUGUCUUUCGAAUGAAUCCUCAGCUGGAAUGGUGGUAGAGGGAUCGAGUAAGAAUUGGAUCAAACGUCCCACAACGCGACAUGCAUCAGAAAUCGUUCUCAACCUACGGUUGCUACUGGAGGAAUACAUUCUGCGAAACAUUUCUGUAACUGGGACCGUUUUAAAGUUUGUCUCGCACGUCCUAUCGGAUGUACUACGAUGCACCCAGCAGGAAAUAGAAGACGACUUUCGACAACUUGAUUUGCUGGAUAAAAUCAAACGCGUGCUGGACGAGCUACUAAUGCCCCAGGAGCUCGAAGAUCCGCUUAUGAUCGUAAACCAGUUGCGUCAUACGAUUGAAGAGAUUCAAAGCUAUCCGAUACGAACUCGGACGAUUAUGAGUGGUGAAGAUGCGUGGAACUGUGUAUUUAAAAUGCUGGAAAAGCUAUCCUGUGAGUUGAAUCACGCAAUCGAGCAACCGGAACAGUUUGUGGAAGCAUUGCAGUACGGAAUACGGGCUGUUAUUGAUGCAUCUUAUAUUCGUUCCACCGAUCAGCGAGCUGGAAAAGUAGUCUCGAUAGAUCCUUCGCCUGUACAACUAAAUCCCUCAUUUCCCAGUACUUCAAGCAUUCUGAACAUGGACCGAUUCGAAGCACCUUCGGUAUCGUUUUGCAGGCCCUAUGCAUGCUUUCUAGAGCGUAUAGUGUUGUGCAUUUGGUCGGUACUGGUGUGGAUAGUGAACCAGAUGAAUAGCUUUUGGGACUUUCUCAACAGUCCUCCGCCGCCGCUUCUAUCUGAUCCAUCAGCUACUUUCAAACAGCGCGGUUUGGAUGACCAACAGCAUCAGUCCGAUCGCGAUCACCUAAAUCAGGCGACAAACGUUUUACGAAUUGUGCUGGAGAAAUCAUCCGAUCGACAGGAGGAAAAAGAAGAUGGUAAACGUACGGUGAACGAUCGUUCGAUGAACCUGUUUACCCAACUGCUAAAUGAUGCCGGUAACAUUGAACUAAAAUACUCAAACUCACAUCACAACAUCCGGCUGCAGCUGCAUUCGAGCAUUUCGGGAUUGCUGCAAAAACAGGAAGCGGACGAGUACUACACGCUGGCGGGAAACAUUCGUGAUCAUGAGGCUAAUGUGACUGUAUUUUUCGACGCACGUGUCAUCGCACUGGAAUCGUUGGCACAGGUUGAAUCGUUUUUGGAGUCCGUUACCCGAAUUGAGCGUCUGUCGGACGAUGUCGACAAAAGCAGUGACGAGUUAUCGGACGAAACGGUAGUACACGUCCCUUCGGGAGUCCGGGAAAAUGAUGGAAAACUGAUUGUUAGUGAAAUGAUUCACGAGAUGGUAGCGAAUGGAAACUACGAGGAACAGAUGCAAUCGAUCAGCUCUUUAGAUGCGGAACAGUUGCUGCAGGAAAUAAAGCAUUGUUUGCAGGAUUUGUUAGAACCGGUGACGAUGGCGGUACAUAAAAUAUUUGAACGAUUCGGACGGGAUGAUGUUGGGGAUUCGUUCACUGGUGCGGCGGAAGAAUCAACACUCCAGUAUACUGUGGGAAUCGAAGAACAGACCACGUGUCCUGAGAACAAAACAGAAAUUCAAGAUGCUAGUGAAGAACGAGUUAACUAUCCAGAAAAUGACGAGCAAAUUGGAGUUUCAGUUGAGUUCAACGAGGAUCAAAUAGUCGACAAGGGUUUAUCGGGCGAAAAAGAAGUUGUGACCGAAACACAGUUAGCGGAAACGCUGCAGGAGUUACUAGUACUUUUCCAUGUCACCAAUGAUCGGCUAGCAGUAAUUGACACGGAUAUUGCCGCUAUUCGAAAUCAAGUCCAGCAACUUGGUGCCGUAAAUCAAGGACCUUUUGAAGGAUGCAAACCCAUCCGGACGGAAGAACGAUACUCGCGUCGUAAAUCUUCCGUAAAACAUGUAGAAAUACCCUCCGAACCGCCGAAAACCCAAUGUCCGAUGCAACUUAAAGGGGCAGCACUUUUUGGACAUAGUGGUGCAUACUGUCCGACAGAAAUAUACUCCUGUCAUGCAGUAGCACCGGAUGUGCUAAUCGUUCACUGGCGCGUUAUGGAUGAGAAUGUGCUACACUGUAUCACCGGUUUUGAAAUUUAUGUUGAUGAUCAACUACGUUCGAUUUGCUUUUCGAACAAACGACGAACAGCAUUGAUUGGCAAUAUUGAUCUACAGAAGAGUCAUCAUAUUAUGCUGCACGUGACAUCUCAACUUGAUUCGGAUGGUACAUGCAAAAGGACAGCGUAUUGGGUACCCGCACUCUUUCUGUAUCAUACGUGA